This is a messenger RNA of Leptopilina boulardi, 1150 nucleotides long. RefSeq names its product 40S ribosomal protein S4 (gene RpS4). Lineage: Eukaryota; Metazoa; Arthropoda; Insecta; Hymenoptera; Figitidae. Gene Ontology annotation, cellular component: ribosome; cytosolic small ribosomal subunit. The record is from RefSeq and is a predicted model, not a curated record. Gene Ontology annotation, molecular function: RNA binding; structural constituent of ribosome. Gene Ontology annotation, biological process: translation. The transcript has 7 exons. The coding region runs from base 160 to 945 and encodes 261 amino acids.
UAUUGUAGAAAUACCUUCAAAAAUCGCAUCUGUACUCACCUUUAAAACCCAACCUAACUUCUGACCUAACUUUGCUGACACUGGCGCCAUCAUUCUUUAACGGCACAGGAGAGAACAUAAGCAAUUCUUUUUUUCUCUUUUACCGUCCAGUGAGACAAGAUGGCUCGUGGACCAAAGAAACAUUUGAAGCGUCUAAAUGCCCCAAAAGCAUGGAUGUUAGAUAAGUUGGGUGGUGUUUAUGCUCCACGACCAUCAACUGGACCCCACAAAUUACGAGAAUCUUUACCUUUGGUAAUUUUUCUUCGUAACAGGCUAAAGUACGCCUUAACAAAUUGCGAAGUAAAAAAGAUCUGUAUUCAAAGACUUAUUAAAGUCGACGGCAAAGUUCGCACCGAUGCUAAUUACCCAACUGGUUUUAUGGAUGUUGUGACUAUUGAAAAGACCGGUGAAUUUUUCCGAUUGAUAUAUGACGUGAAAGGGCGAUUCACAAUUCAUCGCAUUACGGCUGAAGAAGCUAAAUAUAAAUUGUGCAAAGUGAAACGUGUUCAGACUGGGCCUAAGGGAAUUCCUUUCUUGGUGACACACGAUGGUAGAACUAUCCGUUACCCUGAUCCUUUGAUUAAAGUCAAUGACACCGUUCAACUGGAUAUUGCUACUUCCAAGAUUCUUGAUUCUAUCAGAUUUGACUCUGGUAAUUUAUGUAUGAUUACUGGAGGAAGGAAUUUGGGUCGUGUUGGAACAGUUGUUAGCCGAGAACGUCAUCCUGGUUCAUUUGAUAUUUGCCACAUUAAAGAUUCACAGGGUCACACAUUUGCCACAAGGUUGAAUAAUGUGUUUAUCAUUGGUAAAGGGUCGAAACCGUAUGUGAGUCUUCCAAGAGGAAAGGGAGUGAAGCUCACGAUUGCCGAAGAAAGAGACAAGAGGUUGGCGUCUAAGCGAGAGUAAUAAAUGUGCAAAGAUGUCACUGGCCCUCUGUGCUCUUUUAAAAUACAAACAAGUCUUUGAACGUCCGGUUUUAUAUCCCAAAUUCUUAUCUGCAACGUAUUAUUUAAAAAUACUAAGCCUCUUGACAGAAUAUAUUUGACCAGUAAGAAUGCUAAUAUGUAAAAUAAUAUCUUAGAAUAAAAAUGAAACUUGCUUGUCCAUCACA